UUGGGGCCGGCCUUUGACGUCAUCAUCUGUUUAGAUUUGUGAAGUGCCACUGGUGGAGUUUUCCGCCAACCUCUUCUGGUGUCUGUGUGUGAAUGCCGCACUUAUGAAAUAGCACGCUACAAACACUACCCUGUAACGUAACGGUUCUACGGACGAGGAGGAGACGCGUUCGCGUUCGGGCUGAAUCUCCUGAGUGGUGUCCUUUCCGCAUGUCUGAACGUGACGGUCACCUGCACUUGGAUUUACACUAGGAUAUCUCCAUAGUUAGCUAGCUAGUCGGCUUCCUGACUGUACGCAAAGGUGAACUUUACGACCCGUUCUUCGGUCAUGUGACCAGCCGCGAGCGGACGGGUGAUUCAUUAUUGGCCGCAUACUGACCAGAGAGAGAGAGAGAGAGACAGAGUCCCGGUGGACGAGCGAGAGAGAGAGAGAGAGAGAGAGAGAGAGAGAAGAAGCGGAGUGCGAGACUCCGAAGAGAGCGGUCGGACGAGCGCAGAGGGGACAUGGGCGUGGGGAAGAACACCAUGUCCAAAUCUUUGGACUCCGCGGGGGACGCAGAGAAAUACGAGGAGGACACCAAGAACGGAGAGGACUUUUACCCGAUUCCUGUGGCGGGUAAUGGGGAGGCCCAGUCCAGCCCAGACCAGGACGCCGAGGACACAGAACUCAUGGCCAUAUACGCCAAGGAGAGCCAGGCGGCAAAGAGGAGUUCCUUCUCUGAGACGGUGGACAGUGCAGAUGAUCUCGAUGCUCAGCGAAUGGACAUGAUCUACACCAUCGAGGACACGCCUCCCUGGUACCUCUGUCUAUUCCUGGGCCUGCAGCACUACCUGACGUGUUUCAGUGGCACCAUCGCGGUGCCCUUCCUGCUGGCAGAGGCCAUGUGCGUGGGCUUUGACCAGUGGGCCACCAGCCAGCUCAUUGGCACCAUCUUCUUCUGCGUGGGCAUCACCACCCUGCUGCAGACCACACUGGGCUGCCGCCUCCCCCUGUUCCAGGCCAGUGCUUUUGCAUUUCUGGCUCCUGCUCGUGCCAUCCUGUCCCUGGAUAAGUGGAAAUGUAACGCCACAGCUGUCCCGGAGUUCAACAGCACAGAGCUGUUACACACCGAGCACAUUUGGUAUCCACGGAUACGGGAGAUCCAGGGGGCCAUCAUCGUGUCGUCCCUGAUCGAGGUGUGCAUCGGGGCCCUGGGGCUCCCCGGGGUGCUGCUCAAAUACAUCGGCCCCCUCACCAUCACCCCCACCGUGGCCCUCAUCGGCCUCUCUGGCUUCCAGGCUGCUGGGGAGAGAGCAGGGAAGCACUGGGGAAUCGCCAUGCUGACCAUCUUCCUGGUGCUGCUGUUCUCCCAGUACGCGCGCAACGUGCAGCUGCCGCUCCCCGUCUACAAGUCCAAGAAGGGCUGGACCUCCUACCGCCUGCAGCUCUUCAAGAUGUUUCCGAUAAUCAUGGCGAUCCUGGUGUCAUGGCUGCUGUGCUUCAUCUUCACGGUGACGGACAUCUUCCCCCCGCAGAAGGACCAGUACGGGUUCUACGCCCGCACCGACGCGCGCCAGGGCAUCCUCUCCGCGGCCCCCUGGUUCAAGGUCCCCUACCCCUUUCAGUGGGGCCUGCCCACCGUGUCGGCAGCGGGAGUGAUCGGCAUGAUGAGUGCGGUGGUGAGCAGCAUCAUCGAGUCCAUUGGAGACUACUACGCCUGCGCCCGCCUCUCUGGCGCCCCCCCGCCACCCAUACAUGCUAUUAACAGGGGGAUCUUCAUAGAGGGCCUGUCCUGCGUGCUGGACGGCGUGUUUGGGACGGGGAACGGCUCCACAUCCUCCAGCCCCAACAUCGGGGUGCUGGGAAUCACCAAGGUGGGCAGCAGGCGGGUGAUCCAGUACGGGGCGGCGCUCAUGCUGCUGCUGGGCCUGGUGGGGAAGUUCAGCGCCCUGUUCGCCUCGCUCCCGGACCCCGUGCUGGGGGCGCUCUUCUGCACCCUGUUCGGCAUGAUCACCGCCGUGGGCCUCUCCAACCUGCAGUUCAUCGACCUCAACUCCUCCCGCAACCUCUUCGUCCUGGGCUUCUCCAUCUUCUUCGGCCUCAUGCUGCCCAGCUACCUGAGGCAGAACCCCCUGGUCACAGGCAUUGUCAGUAUUGACCAAGUGCUGAAUGUGCUCCUGACGACGGCCAUGUUUGUUGGGGGCUCGGUGGCGUUCAUUUUGGAUAACACUAUUCCAGGCACUCCAGAGGAGCGUGGUAUCAGGAAACUGAAGCUGGGCUCGGGUCCUGGGGGGGGGGAGCUCGAGAGCCUGCGCUCCUACGACCUGCCGUUCGGCAUGGACUUCCUGCGCAGGCACCGCCUCUUCCAGUACCUCCCCAUCAGCCCCACCUUCACGGGAUACCGCUGGAGGGGAGCAAGGGGGGCGUGCCGCAGGGGGAUGGGGAGGGGCGGAGGGGGAGAGGGAGGGGGCGGGGCGUGCAGUGGGGACGAGAGCAGCGUAUAG
Molecule: messenger RNA, 2483 nt
Organism: Anguilla anguilla (European eel)
Lineage: Eukaryota; Metazoa; Chordata; Actinopteri; Anguilliformes; Anguillidae
Product: solute carrier family 23 member 2-like
Exons: 15
Coding region: 504-2483 (659 amino acids)
Biological process (GO): transmembrane transport; L-ascorbic acid metabolic process
Cellular component (GO): membrane
Molecular function (GO): transmembrane transporter activity
Source: RefSeq, a predicted model, not a curated record